AUGGGACAAUCAUCACCCUUUUUGUCCACCAAAACCAGAUGAUGUUACAAUAUGUUAUACAAGCUGACACCAAAGCACACAUGUAUGAAAGGUCCAACCAGAUCAUAUUGGCGUACUAUGGUGGCUCAGCUGGAUUUUAUCAAAGAUUAAGUGAAUCAGGUCCGGAUGAUGUGUAUCACUCCUCUGUAGAAGCCAGAUUUUGUGUGCCACACAGACUUUGCCAUUUGCCACAGUUAAUAGUUUCAAAAGCAUCCACCCUUGAAAUUCACGUAUCAGAGACAAAAGGCACAAAAAGAUUCCAAUGGGGGACAAAAUGCAAAUUGUUUCACACGCUCCAACCAGAUGAUAUUGGUGUACUAUGGUGGCUUAGUUGGAUUUUAUCAAGGAGUAAGAAACUCAAAUUUCAUCUUCUGUCUGAAUAA
Molecule: messenger RNA, 422 nt
Organism: Lactuca saligna
Lineage: Eukaryota; Viridiplantae; Streptophyta; Magnoliopsida; Asterales; Asteraceae
Source: the annotation of a GenBank genome assembly